UAGAGUUUGGAUUUCAUAUGGAAAUCUAUGAGGGGAAUCCUGUCAGUAGUCGCAGCUAUAACAUGCGGGUUUUGAAUGUGCUGGAGAGGGGGCGUUUAAGUUCCCUGAAAUUUAGCAGAAUCAGAAACGGUGACGCCAACGGCGGCUACGAAGACGAUGCUUUCGUUGAACGGCAGUUGUUGUAUCGAAAGCUUCCUGAUCAGAAUCUUCUCAAUCUCUCCAUUCUAAAGCUCGACGGUUCCCUUUUUGAUGUAAAUGUAGAAAGGAAUGCUACAGUUGCAGAGCUUAAGGUAGCAAUAGAGGAACUUUUUGCAGAAUUGCCAGGGGAAACUCAAUGCUGUAUUUCAUGGUCACAUGUUUGGGGGCACUUUUGCUUGGUUUAUGAAGGUCAGAAGCUGGUUGACAAUAAGGCUUGCGUUAGAAAUUAUGGGAUCAAAGAUGGUGAUCAGCUUGAAUUUGUCAAACACGUGUCCGUCAACCAAGCACCUAUUAGAAGACGUAUAAAACAGCACACUCUUCCCUGCAAAUGGUACUCAAAUCCGAUAAAACCCUUGUUUAUUCUAUGAUCUUCAGUGGUAUUAGAUGUUGAUGAUGUUGAGGCAUGCCAUGUUUUAUCUUCUUUUUCAAUUAAUCAAUGUUUCAUGGUGCUCUGCGCAUAGCUUGUCACAAAGAUCUAGUUAUGAAGUGAGACAACAGAA
Hibiscus syriacus is the source of this 698-nucleotide messenger RNA. RefSeq names its product U11/U12 small nuclear ribonucleoprotein 25 kDa protein-like. The record is from RefSeq and is a predicted model, not a curated record. The coding region runs from base 18 to 566 and encodes 182 amino acids. Gene Ontology annotation, biological process: mRNA splicing, via spliceosome. Gene Ontology annotation, molecular function: protein binding. The transcript is spliced from 4 exons. Gene Ontology annotation, cellular component: U12-type spliceosomal complex. NCBI's taxonomy places the organism in Eukaryota, Viridiplantae, Streptophyta, Magnoliopsida, Malvales, Malvaceae.